CUGGUUACUCUUUUCCCCCAAAAUCACCGCUUCUUCUCCCUCCAUCUCUCUCCUUCUUCUUCAUCGUUCCACAAAACCGCCGCCGCCGCCACCGCCAAACCACCAACUCUGUCUCUCUUUCUCUAUCUCGUAGCAGUAACUCUCUGUUGAGUAAGACAAGAUGGUGCUAGCAGAGGAGGAAAUCACCAGGCUUUUCAGAGUUCGAAAAACUGUGUUACAAAUGCUUAAAGACCGAGGCUACUUCGUUGGAGACUUUGAGGUUGACAUGUCCAGAGAGCAAUUUAAGAAUAAAUAUGGUGAAAGCAUGAAACGAGAAGAUAUCGUGAUCAACAAAGCGAAGAGAAAUGAUAGCUCUGAUCAGAUAUACAUUUUCUUUCCAGAAGAACCGAAGGUUGGUGUCAAGACAAUGAAAACGUAUACCAACCGCAUGAAAUCGGAGAAUGUUUUUAGAGCAAUAUUGGUCGUUCAACAGAAUUUGACCCCUUUCGCUCGCACCUGCAUAAGUGAAAUAUCUACCAAAUUCCACUUGGAAGUUUUCCAGGAAGCAGAAUUGCUAGUUAAUAUCAAAGAUCACGUUCUUGUUCCUGAGCACCAGUUACUUUCCAACGAAGAGAAAAAGACACUAUUGGAACGAUAUACCGUGAAAGAAACACAGCUACCGCGCAUACAGGUGACCGACCCAGUUGCGAGAUACUACGGGCUAAAGCGGGGACAAGUUGUGAAGAUCAUCAGACCAAGUGAGACUGCAGGAAGAUAUGUAACUUACAGAUAUGUUGUCUGAGUAUAAUUAUUAUUUUGCAACCGAAGAUGUAACAUAUAAAUGCACAUUGAACUCAUCUUUUCAAGUCUUCAUCACUUUGGGAACUUUUGUAUUUGGAAUUUGAAUAGGAAUAUUUAUUUAUUUUUAUUUAAGGGUACUUUUGUAAA
Messenger RNA from Cucurbita moschata (crookneck pumpkin), 927 nucleotides. Its product is annotated as DNA-directed RNA polymerases II and IV subunit 5A-like. The record is from RefSeq and is a predicted model, not a curated record. NCBI's taxonomy places the organism in Eukaryota, Viridiplantae, Streptophyta, Magnoliopsida, Cucurbitales, Cucurbitaceae. The transcript is spliced from 5 exons. Gene Ontology annotation, cellular component: RNA polymerase III complex; RNA polymerase I complex; RNA polymerase II, core complex. Gene Ontology annotation, biological process: DNA-templated transcription. The coding region runs from base 161 to 781 and encodes 206 amino acids. Gene Ontology annotation, molecular function: DNA binding; DNA-directed RNA polymerase activity.